AUGUUGGCGUUUCGCAAUGGACUAAUUUUUGCUCGUCGGAUAUCUGCCAAACAGUUGGUAUAUUCGGAAUAUGGAGAUCCAGCUAAGGUAAUAAAGUUACAAACAAUCGAUCUACCUGAUAAACCUCCGGCUGGGCACGUCCAUGUGAAAUGGAUUGCAUCACCAAUAAAUCCAGCUGAUUUGAACACGCUUCAAGGUGUUUACCCGAUUAAACCACCUCUUCCAGCAGUCGCCGGUAACGAAGGCUUUGGUCGUGUUGAACAGGUCGGAGAAGGUGUCAAAGCUGUACGAGUUGGUGACCAUGUGUUACCCGCAAAAUCUGGCCAAGGGAUUUGGAGAAGCGAUGGUCAUCACAAGGAAACGGAUCUGUUCCCGAUAGACAAUGAAUUACCAUUUGAAGCGAGUGCCACUCUACAGGUUAACCCACCAACUGCCUAUCGAAUGCUGAAAGAUUUCGUAGACUUGAAGCCCGGUGACACCGUUAUUCAGAACGGUGCAAACUCUGCAGUGGGAAAAGCUGUGAUUCAGAUAUGCCGUUUACGUGGUCUUAAUUCUGUGAAUAUUGUUCGCAAACGGGAAAAUCUUUCCGAUUUAGUCAAAGAAUUGAAAGCACUGGGAGCUAACGAAGUAAUAACUGAUGAGCAACUAGCCAAGGAGUACCGCGGGAAGGUCAAAGAUGUACGUUUGGCGCUGAAUUGUGUUGGUGGAAAAUCUACUCUACUUCUUGCUGCUACGCUUGGAAAUCAGGGAUGCAUGGUCACUUACGGUGGAAUGAGUAAAAUGCCGUUACAGGCAAGGUUUUCCCCGAGUUUUCAUGUUGCAUCAUUUCAGAUUCCAACAGGCCCACUCAUUUUCAAAGAUAUCCGUUUGACAGGGUUCUGGAUGUCACGGUGGUAUGAACAACCUGGCAACAUAGAGGAGCGAAAGAAAAUGUAUGCUGAACUGGGAGGAUGGAUGAAAUCUGGGGAGUUCCGUACGCCUUCAUUCGAAAUGCGACAACUCAAAGACCAUGCCGAGGCUCUUGAAGCGGCUGCUGUACAGUUCGACAAGAAGCAGUUAUUCCUUCUUUGA
Molecule: messenger RNA, 1071 nt
Organism: Cooperia oncophora
Lineage: Eukaryota; Metazoa; Nematoda; Chromadorea; Rhabditida; Trichostrongylidae
Source: the annotation of a GenBank genome assembly